AGGCAUCUGCUUAUCUCUAUCUUUAAGGAGGGGAGUAUCUACGGGUCUGGUUUUCAAUAUUCUGGAAUAUUUUUCUUUUGUUUUAUUCAGUAUUUUGCCAAUCAUAAUCACAAUGAUUUGCACCAAAAUGAGGGACACAUCGAGCAUCUGAUUAUCAUUGUCCACAAGAUAAUAGAGAGUAGCAACGUCAUCCAGCCGAAGGCUUUAGCUGUGAAAUCUGAACGAACUUUAAAUUUCGGAUGAGACGACACUCAAAUGCAUCCAGGGACCAGUAGUAUUUUUAUCCGUCAUGUGUAAAGAUUACUUUGAUUUGAUGUAUUAGAGAAAUUAAAUUUUCCAUUAACACUAGGUUGAUGUCUAAUUAGAAGUUGCAAUUUGCCACCUAUCAAACGGGUGAUAAAAGGGGGCCGACGAGGAUAGUUCCGGGGAGACGGGGGCAAGGACUAGAUGCGGUGGGAAUGAAGAAGGAUGAUGUCUUGGCGGCGGAAAGCUUUCGACCGACCUUUGGGACUUUUUUAUGCUUACGACGUCUGUCCAUAUUUUCUGUUGCUAUCUAUCUAUCUAUCUAUCUACGUAUACAGAUUUGUUCGUUCUGUUAGAUGCGCGGGGGGGGGGCACGCCCCCCUCUCAUUUUGCCCGCGUCUCGUCUAUGUAUAUGUUUGUAUGUAUAUAGCUUAAAGAUGUUUUCAUUUCAGGCACAGUGAGAGGUACUAAAAUUACAUAUUUGGUCAUGCAUUGGAAUCUAUGCCAUUGGUGACACAAAAUUUGAUGCAUGGGCAAAGAUUUAAUUUCUAAGCACUCGAUUCUCUUCUACUAGAGGAUCCUUUCUGUCACAGUUGUAUUUGUCGGUGCAAAUAUCUCCUCUACGAACUUCAAUCAGGAGAGGAGGGCUAUAUGUAUAUGUAUAUGUAUAUAUUACACCUCUCUGUCUCUGCAAUUUCUCCUUUAUUUCCUGCUCUCUGAUUUUCUCCCCCCACCCAACCAACAAAACAUAUUCAAGCACUACUAGCAGAUCCCGUUCCACUCCCACUCCCACUCCCACUCCCAUCCAUGAGACUGAAUGCUUCUCGGAGUAGAAUCGGUCGUCUAUUUGUCUCCAGAUUUCUCUUCCUCUGCACUUUCAUCACCAUUCUAGGUCUUCUACUUCUCAAUCUCAGGCUCAGCUCUAUUGAUGCACCCACCGGAUUUUCUAUUCCAGACAAUAACCGCCCCGAACCGGUGGGUACCGUGGUGGAAGUCAAUGGAACCCCCUCGUGUGCCACGGUCGAGGAAAUGGGAGAGCGCGCUGUUUCCGAGGAAGCAACUAGGAAGGAGAGCCUCAGAGUUCGAAGAAUCAUCCGUCAGCAUUUCCAAUUCCACGGGGCUCCUAGAGUUAGAGGCCUGCCACCUGAGCAGUUCUGCAGACAAGGUUUUGUAUUGGGGAAAGCAUCAGAAGCAGGUUUUGGAAAUGAAAUGUACAAGAUACUAACUGCUGCUGGAUUGAGUAUCAUGUUGAACCGGUCACUUGUCAUUGGGCAAACCAGGGGGAAAUUUCCAUUUGAGGGUUACCUUUCUUAUACGAACUUUUCUUUUACUUUGAGAGAAGUGAAGCAUCUGUGGAGAUUGAAUGACUGUAUGAAGAAGUAUGGGAGGCGUCUGAUUGUGAGGGUUGAUAAUUUUGAGAAUCCCAAGGAAACUAAUGUUCUGUGCAGUAACUGGAGAAAGUGGAAACAACCAAUUAUAUGGUUUGAAGGUACAACAGAUGCUGUAGCUGCUCAGUUUUUCUUGAAGAAUAUACACCCUCAAAUGAGGAAGGCGAGCUCUGCUUUAUUUGGGGAUACUGAACUUAUUCAUUCAAGACCUAAUAUAUUUGGAGAGCUGAUGAGAUUUAUCAUUUCUCCUUCAAAAGAUGUCAAAGAAGCUGUUGAUUGGGUGCUUAAUAGAGGUCCUGAUCCUCAUCUUGCUCUGCAUAUGCGCAUGCUAACAAACAGGUCUCCACAAGCAGUAAUGGCUUCCUUGCAUUGCAUUAGAAAGGCCCUACUCAGAAAUUGCAAGCAGGUGUCAAGACCGCGUGUGGUUUUGGUAUCUGAUACACCAUCUGUUAUUGAUGAUAUUACUCCAAGGCUGCUGGAAUUUGCAGAGGUUCUUCACUUUGACUACAAAUUGUUCAAGGGAAAUGUUUCUGCUCGAGAAACAGCUAGAAUGCAGCAGUUAAGUUUCCGAGCAAAGGAUUGGGGACCAGCGCCUAGGUGGGUUGCUUUUGUAGAUUUCUUUCUUGCCUCACGUGCUAAACAUGCUGUUGUUUCGGGGGCCCAUAGACGUGUUGGGACAACCUACGCACAGCUUAUUGCAGCUCUGGCAGCUGCUCAUCGACUUGAUGAAGAGAAUGCUACAAAUUUCUCUUUCUUCAGCAGUUUCCAAAGUAAAUUGUUGUCACACGGCUUGCAAAGACAAAUCGGAUGGGGGCAUGCAUGGAACAGAUUUGCAGGUCCGCUGAGUUGCCAUAAUCAACAUACUCAAUGUGCACCCACACCCGUUCUGCCCCCCGGCUGGUGGGACGGGAUUCUUCAGUCGCCACUUCCACGAGACGUACACAGAUUGCAAGCCUACGGCGUUAAACUCACGAGUUCUGGUACAGUUGACGACAACCAUCUCCGGUCUUUCUGUAGGUCAAGAAAAGAUACCGUGAAAACCAUGCCCGUCACUCGCAAAUGCAGUGGGUUGACUUGUGCUUAAUUUUUCAAUCAAAUUCUUUAGCAACAACUUCAUUACAAAUAUAACGGUGCCCCAAUUUUGCUGGCA
Molecule: messenger RNA, 2781 nt
Organism: Diospyros lotus (date-plum)
Lineage: Eukaryota; Viridiplantae; Streptophyta; Magnoliopsida; Ericales; Ebenaceae
Exons: 7
Coding region: 1051-2715 (554 amino acids)
Source: RefSeq, a predicted model, not a curated record